Homo sapiens (human) is the source of this 1688-nucleotide messenger RNA. It is a transcript of the gene RAB26, whose product is annotated as RAB26, member RAS oncogene family. Gene Ontology annotation, molecular function: GTPase activity; G protein activity; GTP binding. Gene Ontology annotation, cellular component: transport vesicle membrane; secretory granule membrane; Golgi membrane. The record is from RefSeq and is marked validated. Lineage: Eukaryota; Metazoa; Chordata; Mammalia; Primates; Hominidae.
GUGUGUUUGCCAAGCCAGGGCUGGAGCUUCCUGGACCCGCCUACCCUGGAGGGGAUGGAGCAGUGAAGGGCACCGGGCCAAGCGCUAGGCAUCUGGGGCUAAGGAGACAGAAGCCCGCGGUGCCCGUCCAUGCGGGCCCUCUGCCCCAGCACCCACAUCUCAGGACACCCCUUCCUCCCAGGAAGAAGACCCCCAAGAGCAAAGGGGCCAGCACCCCCGCUGCCUCCACGCUGCCCACCGCCAACGGGGCCCGACCGGCGCGCUCCGGGACUGCGCUUUCCGGCCCCGACGCGCCGCCCAACGGGCCCUUGCAGCCCGGCCGGCCCUCGCUUGGCGGCGGUGUCGACUUCUACGACGUCGCCUUCAAGGUCAUGCUGGUGGGGGACUCGGGUGUGGGGAAGACCUGUCUGCUGGUGCGAUUCAAGGAUGGUGCUUUCCUGGCGGGGACCUUCAUCUCCACCGUAGGCAUUGACUUCCGGAACAAAGUUCUGGACGUGGAUGGUGUGAAGGUGAAGCUGCAGAUGUGGGACACAGCUGGUCAGGAGCGGUUCCGCAGUGUUACCCAUGCCUACUACCGGGAUGCUCAUGCUCUGCUGCUGCUCUACGAUGUCACCAACAAGGCCUCCUUUGACAACAUCCAGGCCUGGCUGACCGAGAUCCACGAGUACGCCCAGCACGACGUGGCGCUCAUGCUGCUGGGGAACAAGGUGGACUCUGCCCAUGAGCGUGUGGUGAAGAGGGAGGACGGGGAGAAGCUGGCCAAGGAGUAUGGACUGCCCUUCAUGGAGACCAGCGCCAAGACGGGCCUCAACGUGGACUUGGCCUUCACAGCCAUAGCAAAGGAGUUGAAGCAGCGCUCCAUGAAGGCUCCCAGCGAGCCGCGCUUCCGGCUGCAUGAUUACGUUAAGAGGGAGGGUCGAGGGGCCUCCUGCUGCCGCCCUUGAACCUGGCUGAGCUCAGUCCUCUGGAGGAAGCCGUCCAGUCCCUAGAAGGCUGGACAGAGGGUCUCCAGGCCCUUCUGACUUUGUUGCCCAGUGGCCAACGCCCGAGUGUCUGUUUUCAGGAGCCCCAGGUCAAGCCUUGUCCCUUCCUCCUCCCAGCAACAGUCCCAACAAGCAGGCUUCUGAGAGCCCGUGGCCGCACACUGGCCGCCACGGAAAAGCAGUCUUCUGCACGGGACGGGGAGCGGCAAGUGGACAGACUUUGCCACGGUGCUCUGCUGCCCCCUCCUGGGCACGUCCAGGUGAGGGAGGGCUGGGGCUGGCACCACGCACAGUGCCUAACCCUAGAAAAGCCAUGUCUUCAGCCGCACAUGCUCAGGCAGCUAAGGGAGGACGCCUGCCCACGCCUGGGACAGAAGGCUUCACUGCUAAUCACAUCGUGCAUCUGUGUGUCCUGGGAGCUGCCUGCUCCCGGCCCACCCUCUAGGAGGCUCUGGCUCAAACAGCAAUAGGGUCUUCCUCACUGACCUUGGAGGAUGCCUGUGGCCUUGUGAUAAAAUGUGGGAAAUCACAGAAAACACCAGAAACAACAACUGCCAGCCCGGCCUGGCCACAGGUGAGGUCUGUGAUUUCCGAGCACGCUCCACCUUGCACUCAACUUGGCCUUUUGAUUGCACAAGCCUUUGUUUUCAGUCCUAGUGAAUAAAGUUGUGUUUUCUGGAGCGUCUGUCUCAUCUGUUGAAAAAA